This is a messenger RNA of Homo sapiens (human), 637 nucleotides long. RefSeq names its product DNA (cytosine-5)-methyltransferase 3-like. The transcript is spliced from 3 exons. NCBI's taxonomy places the organism in Eukaryota, Metazoa, Chordata, Mammalia, Primates, Hominidae. The record is from RefSeq and is a predicted model, not a curated record. Bases 112 to 579 code for a protein of 155 amino acids.
AUUGCUGCUGGAGGGACAGGGGCAGGGGGAUCCCUCAGACCCAGGCCGGUGCGUCCCCUCGACCCCCUCAGCCCUUCUCUCAAGCCCCAGUUUCCUUAGGCCCCUGCCCAGAUGCACCUGAACAGCGUCCCCAUGACCAGCCCCCCCGGCCCCCCCUCAGCCCUGCCCCCUCACCCCACUCCAGGCUGGUACCUGUUCCAGUUCCACCGGCUCCUGCAGUACGCACGGCCCAAGCCAGGCAGCCCCAGGCCCUUCUUCUGGAUGUUCGUGGACAAUCUGGUGCUGAACAAGGAAGACCUGGACGUCGCAUCUCGCUUCCUGGAGAUGGAGCCAGUCACCAUCCCAGAUGUCCACGGCGGAUCCUUGCAGAAUGCUGUCCGCGUGUGGAGCAACAUCCCAGCCAUAAGGAGCAGCAGGCACUGGGCUCUGGUUUCGGAAGAAGAAUUGUCCCUGCUGGCCCAGAACAAGCAGAGCUCGAAGCUCGCGGCCAAGUGGCCCACCAAGCUGGUGAAGAACUGCUUUCUCCCCCUAAGAGAAUAUUUCAAGUAUUUUUCAACAGAACUCACUUCCUCUUUAUAAAUGAGUCACUAUACUGUGAAGAAAAAGACUUUUCCUAGAACAAAGGCAACUUUCCUCA